AUGCCGCCGAAGAAGGGAAAUGCGCCGAGCUCGUCGAGCAAGGUCAAGGUCGACAAGACCUUUGGCAUGAAAAACAAAAAAGGUGCCAAGACGCAAAAGGAGGUCCAGCGUAUCCAGACCCAAGCCUCUCAGGCCGGCAAAUCGCGCGACGUGCUCGAGAAGGAAAAGGAGAAGGCGUUGCGGGAAAAGGCCAAGUUGGAAGAGGAGAAGCGGCGGAAGGAAGAGGCCGAGCUGUUCAAGCCUGUGCAGACGCAGAAGGUCCCGUUUGGUGUCGAUCCCAAGACGGUGUUAUGCGCUUUUUACAAGGCGGGGAACUGCGAGAAAGGGAACAAGUGCAAGUUCAGCCAUAAUCGGGAUGUGGACAGGAAGACGGACAAGAAGAAUCUGUACGAGGAUGCCAGGGACGACAAGGCGAAUGAUACUAUGGACAAAUGGGACGAGGAGAAGCUGCGUGAGGUCGUCACUUCGAAGCGUGGCAACCCUCGAACUACCACAGACAUCGUGUGCAAGUUCUUCAUUGAAGCCAUCGAGUCUCAGAAGUACGGCUGGUUCUGGCAAUGCCCGAACGGCGAGAACUGCAUGUACCGACACGCACUCCCGCCCGGCUUCGUACUCAAAGCGCAAAAGAAAGCGAUGGACGAGGCCGAGAAGGCGAACCAGAUCAGCAUCGAGGAGUUCCUCGAGGUCGAGCGCCAUAAGCUCGGAUCGAAUCUCACACCUGUCACGCCGGAGACAUUCGCUAAAUGGAAGAAGACGAGGAUGGACAAGAAGGAGGCGGAGGAGGAGGCGUUGCGCAAGGCGAAGGAUCAGCAGGCGUCUGCGGGCAAGAGCUCUGGUAUGAGCGGUCGUGAUCUGUUCCAAUACAAUCCCGAGUGGUUCGAGGACUCGGACGACGAAGGGGAUGAUUGGGAUCUAUCCAAGUACCGCAAGGAGAACGGCGAGGAUGAGGAUGAUGAGAGCUCCGUCGACGAGGCUACGGAGGGCGUCAAAGGUAUGUCUAUCAACGGGGACGAGCCGCCAGAAGGCGCUGCGUCCGUCAAUGGCUCGGAAGGGUGA
Molecule: messenger RNA, 1056 nt
Organism: Peniophora sp. CBMAI 1063
Lineage: Eukaryota; Fungi; Basidiomycota; Agaricomycetes; Russulales; Peniophoraceae
Source: the annotation of a GenBank genome assembly